Helianthus annuus (common sunflower) is the source of this 738-nucleotide messenger RNA. RefSeq lists its product as uncharacterized. NCBI's taxonomy places the organism in Eukaryota, Viridiplantae, Streptophyta, Magnoliopsida, Asterales, Asteraceae. The transcript has a single exon. The record is from RefSeq and is a predicted model, not a curated record. The coding region runs from base 1 to 738 and encodes 245 amino acids.
AUGAAAACUCUCAACUGUCGAGCUUACGUAUCUUAUUACAACUCUCUCUCAAGACUCAUUCCUUAUCUGAUUACCCAUGAGUCUAGGUGCAUUGCGCGAUUCAUCAGAGGACUCGCUCAAGAAAUCAAGGGGAUGGUUAAAUCUUCCAAACCUGCAACAUUUAGAUCUGCUGUGGAUCUCGCCUUAUCUCUCACUGAAGAUGAGAAAAGAGUGAGAGCAACCAAGGCUGAGGGCGAUCACAAGCGGAAGCAUGAUGACACCUCUAGUAGGGAUUUUAAGAAGGGUAAGACUGGUUUGAAUUGUUACCAGUCCAAACCGAAUGAGGCAAAACCCAAGUGUAAAACCUGUGGGAAAUGGCAUUUUGGAAAACUUCAACAUAAUAAACCCAAAGGUUGUGGCAUCUGUAAGCAGAUGGACCACAAAUCCCAUGAGUGCAAAGAUCUGAAAAACGGAAACUGUUAUCGGUGGGGCGAGAAAGGGCAUAUAAAGACCCACUUCUCGAAAUGGGAAACUGACGCCAAGAACAAGGCCACUGAAGCCAAGAAAGGCAAUGCUAGAGCCUUUCAGCUGACUGUAAGGGAAGCAGUUAAAGAUGCGAAUGUCAUUACGGGUACGUUUCUCGUAAAUGAUAUAUUUGCUAGAGUCAUAUUUGAUUCCGGAGCUGAUAAGAGCUUCGUUGACUAUAAAUUUAGCAAACUUCUAAACCUGCCCUUAAGAAACCUUAGAUAUUACUUAUGA